GGAGGAGCGUGCUGUCGCGCUGCUUGGGAACGGCAGCUGGGAGGGCCGCCACGGAGGGCUGCUGUUGCUGCAGGAGUGCUUGAAGUUGCGUGAACAGGGCGAGCCGUGUUCGCUCGACUGCGGCAGCUGGUUGGAUCCGUGCCUCACGCUGCUCAGCGACAAGGAGAUUCGAGUCCGGACGCUGAGCGGCGAGAUCGUGGCGACGCUGUGUCAGUUCGGCGGCCGGGAACUUUACAGCGCCAAGGUGGCUGGGCCGCUGCUGUCUUCUAUCGAGGGAAACUUGUCGCUCGAGCGCGAUGGCCAGGCCUUCCUGGACGACGACGAGGCCACGAAGGCGCUGGCGGACAAGCUGAUGGCAGGCGAGGCCGCCCGCGAGGCCAAGAAAGCGGCAAGCAAGGCAGGCAGCAGGGCGAGCCGCGCGUCUUCGCUGCAGUCCACCAUCUACCACGACACCGCUGGCUGGGGCUCCCUCGAGACAGACGUGGCGUGCCUGCGGCUGAUCCUCGAGCGCUGUGGCCCCGAGCUGGCGCCCUGCGUGGCGGGGGACGGCGAGGCUCUGGAGGUGCUCCUGUCCUGCACCGCGCACCUGAACCGCUUCGUUCGCGGGGCCGCGUUCCGCGCCAUCGACGCGGUGGUGAAAAGCCUGCAGAGUGCCGACGCAGCCGCGGGCGGCGCGGGCGGUCCGUUGCUGGACGCGGCGGCCGCGUCGACCGACCUGCUGUCCCGGAUGUGCGCGGGAGUGUGUGACGAGUGGGCCAACGUCCGCAUGGACGCCUCCGUGCCGCUCCGCAGCUUCAUGCUCGCACUGGGGAGCCCUGAGCGGCGGGAGCCCUACCUUUGCGAGGUGUUGCCAAGGAUGUGCGUGAACCGCUACUACGUCGCUGCCGGCUUGGCCGCCUACUCGCAGAAGACCUGGAAGCUGGUACUGGGCGCCGAAGGCAAGGAAGCCGUGGUGAGGUGGCUGCCGAGCAUCGUGCCCUUCUACAUCCUGCAGACGAAGGUGGCCAACAGCGAGGCCCGCGAGGCUUCAUGCAAGUGCAUCGGGGAGCUGGCGGCGCGAGUCGACCCCGCGGUCGUCUCGCCGCACGCCACUGCCCUGUUCGAGGCGCUGCUGCCGAGGCUCAGUCGGAGGGACGCGUGGCAGGUGAAGCUGGCCGCGUGCGUUGCGGUUGGCGACCUCGUGCGGGCUUUCCCCGAGAAGUUCAAUCUCGGAGCCGCCGAUCCCAAGCUGCUCCACCUGCUGUCGGCGCUGCUCGCAGACGCCGUGUGGUCCGUGCGAGAGCAGGCCGCUGUCUUGCUGGGCCAGCUUGUCAAGCUCUCGGGCGAUGCUUCGGCGCGUGCCGUGCAGGGCCUAUGCCUGGAGGGGCUGGCUGCAGCGUCAAAAGUGCCGGACGAGCGGAAGAAGUACGGCCAGGAGGAUCUUGCCGCGCUCAAGCGGGAGCGCGACAACGACGCGACCCUCCACUCCGACCAGGAGGCCAUCGACUGCUGCGCCGUCGGCGACCUGGACCAGGAGGACAGCGAGCAGCUGACGGAGCCGGGGAAGCUGAACCUGAGCGCUGUCUACAUGCAGGCCAGGGAGGAGCAGGAGGCCCUGGGCCUGGACUCGUGGGAGCGCACCGACGGCUGCCUCUACCUGGCCCGGGAGCUCGCGCACUGCGCGGCGUGGAGGCCUCGGGCCUCGGAGGGCGGGGGCGCCGCCGGGGCCUGCCUGGAGGAGCUGGUGGCGCACCUGGCGCGCGCCGCGGCGCUGCGGCACUUCGUGAAGCACCUCGUGCUGCUCGCGACGCUGUGGGGCGUGCUGCCCGAGAUCGCGGAGGCGGUCGGGGCCGAGUCGUUCCGGCCGCACCUGGCGGAGUUCGCGGGCGCCCUGGCCUACAGCGUGUCCUGCCAGGAGGGCUUGGCAGCCGACGCGGCGAGGAGGUGCGUCUGUCGGCUGGGCUCGCUGCUGGGGCGCCAGGCGUUCUCGCCGCCCGCGCUCGGCCUGGACACGGCAUGCGCGGACGCGUUGCUCGCCUGCCUGGCCCCCGAGUGAGCGCCGCCUCCCGCACGCCCUCGCGCUCGCCGGGUGCAGGCCGCGCGCGGCAGCGACCUCCUCGUCUCCUCGUCUCCUCCGUGCGUAUCGUAUCGCAUAUUCCUCCUCAGGCUCCGUCUAAGUCGCGUCAGUGAACUCUGCCGGUGACUUCUGGGACUCGCCCCAGGCUCGCUCCAGCAGCCCCCUUCGCCUCGGCGAAGUGCUGGGCAACAGGCCAGGGGCCACCAGGCGCCCCGCUACCUCUUCCUUUCGGUCAUCCCCAGGCCGCGGUGUUCCGGCGAUGAGGCCCGCGGGCCGGGCCACAGCGAGAGGGGGAGCUGCGCCCUGGCGAGGAA
Messenger RNA from Prorocentrum cordatum, 2370 nucleotides. NCBI's taxonomy places the organism in Eukaryota, Dinophyceae, Prorocentrales, Prorocentraceae. The record is from the annotation of a GenBank genome assembly.